AUGAGCUUUAUGAAAGGGUUUCUCAUAAUUUUCGUGUGUACUUCCAUUCUUGAUUGCAAGCGAUUGAGUCGAAAAGAAAACGAUUACCUUCAAAGCGUUUGUGGCAAAAUAAAUAGUGCGCUGAAAUCGAGAAAUGUUCAAAGUUUUUUUGCUUUCAUAUUUUCAGCUGAGCCGGAUCUUAAAAGAAAAAUUUUAAACGGAGUAUACGUUAAACCAGGAGAAGCUCCAUGGGCGGUAGGUCUAAGGAUCGAUCACGAAGGUAAAUAUUGAGUGUGAUAAAAUUAUUCAAAUAUAAUAAUGAGAGCAGAGGGUCCUGAUGAAUAUUGUUCGGGGACUUUGAUUUCUUCUCGCCACUUUCUAACCGCCCGUCAUUGCAUCGUGAAGAGAUUCGACGUAUCCAGAUGUGAAAAAGGGUAUGUUUUUUGGGAAGGAAAGGUUGUGGAGAAUUACCAAGUUUGAAGUGAAAGAUAGGAACUUUUCUUUUAUAUAAAAAUAAAAAACUUCAUUUUUACAGUAUCUAUCAUUUGGAUCCAGCGUUUUUCAAAGUGAUCGAGGUCUUUAUCGGAACUACGUGUCUUGGCAAAAAGCAUUGUGAAAAGUACAACCAAAAAUUGACCGGAGUUACUCGUCGGAUUAUUUCUGUGAGACUACGGUAGUUAUUAGGGUGUUUAACAAAGGAUUGAGGCCUACAUGAUCGAGUACUGUGAAGAGCCGUCAGCAAACAAGCUCCGAACGGAUCUCGCCGUCGUUGAAGUCGACAAAGACGUCAAAUUCGAUUCUUCUAUCUAUCCCGUGUGCUUGGCUCCGCGUACGGUUAUUGUAGACUUUAAAAAAAUACAUCGUUUUUUUUUUUGAAAUCAAGCUUGUUCAAGGUGACCAGUCGUAUUACGGUAUUUUAGAAAGGUUUUUUUUUGGUUAUGAACGGUACUUUGUGGAACAGACUGCUCUUUUUACCUUGGUAAUUAGUUGUAAAAAAUUGCAAGAAAAUUUUUUUUAAUUCCUUGGCUCCGGAACAAACAGCGCAAUAAUGACCGGUCGUCGGCUGCCUUAAAAAUAAGAAAACAAAAAUCGAAUUUUUCGACAAAAUCUUCGCUUUGAUUUUGUGAAAGCUUUGUAGUAUUGCAAAAUUUUCAAAAAAGUGGUCAGGAACAGAUUAUUUGAAGAAUAUGGAAAGCCUCAAAGAUAACACUCAUAAUGGGAGACUUUUCCUUCUUUUUUCAAAAAAAUUUUUAAAAAAAUCUUUAUUGGUGUGUCCAAUUUUUUUCUCUUUUUCCAGUUCAAACUGAGGAACUGAAGAAGAUUAACGCUAAACUCCCUCGUGCCUUAUUUGGAUUCGGUCAUGAUCGUAAUAUUUUUCAUUUUACUGUUCUGCGAUAUUGAAUUUAACAUUUCAGCGAGUAUGGGAAGGUAUUCGGAGGACCAGGACUUCACUCUCGGCGCCUUGAGAAGGGAGGACGUCUAUCCUUCGGUUCUUUUUUCUUUUCCUUUCUGUUUUUCAUUAAAUUAUUCCAUUUCAGGUUUGCGAACCGUUGGACAUAGACUACAGAUUUAUGCUGUGCACAACAUCCAUCAGUGGAAAUGCGCUCGGUUGCGGGGUUAUUUUGUAUUUCGAGUCUAGUCAGACCUUGGUAGCGUGAAUCGGACGUGUCAGAGCAUUUCUAGUGAACACUUGAGAGUGUUGAUUCUAUUAAAGAGGUUACUAGUGCUCCGACAGGUCCAGCGCGUCCGGUUCGCGUCACCAAGAUCCGAUUACCCAAACAAGUGUUGAAACGCCAGAGUGGACCCUAGAGAGAUUAGGGGAAAAAUAGCCUCUUAAAAGGACAGAAAAUUGCUUCCAAAAGAGGUUAUCCUAUGUUGAGAUGUUUCGUUCAAAAAACGCUUCUUUAUUGAUUUUAUCGCAAUAAUUUGCUUCUUCCCAUAUAAUUCACAACAAUAAAUGACUAGUAUGCUCCUCCCUAAAGUGAUCCCUUUCACAAGCUGUAUUAUCCUUUUUGAGAGAAGGUCAAGAGGUUUUUAGAGGGGAUCUUUUAAGUCCCCUAAGGUUGCCGCUCUAGGGACCACUCGGCCGUCCCUAAGCUGGUAUCGCUUAGGGAAGUGGCCUUCCCGUGGAUCUUUUCCUGGACGAUUUUCGAGAUAUUCGUCUUCACUCAAGUGGCUUCAGCGCCUUUUUAGUGCUCACUUCUAAACACAGAAUAGGAAAAAGUUUACCAAUUCCUGAAAGGAGAUAAAAUUUUUCCUGUUCUGAAAUGAUCUUUUCCAGGGUGAUAGCGGUUGUGGCGUGAUUCAAUACAAAAAGGACGAGCAGAAUAAUCCGCGCGUAACAGUCGAAGGUUAUUUUUGUCAUAACUUUUUUUUUUAAAUUGGUAAUCCAAGUUGGAAAGGAGAGAAGAAAAAAGGACAUCCGAUUAGUUGGAAGGAUAUUCAGAACAAAAACAGCUCAGGAUUUCUAACAAGAGAAGCCAUUUGCCGUGCUCGGGAUUCCAGAACUUUUUAAAAAUCGGCCAAAAUAAUUUCUAUUUAGUGUAUUUAAAAAAAAUUAGACCUGCCAACCGGGCCCCCCGGGUCGUCCCGCAUUAAAAAUUUGAAGCAUUAUAAAAUUAGAAAAAAGGAGGUAUUUUGACACUGGGAACCACCUCGUCUCAUCAGUUGCUCUAGAAAAAAAGAAAGUUCUCAGUAUUUUUCUGCUUUCUAAUUUAAAGUGUCAGGAAAAAUUCAGGAGUCUUGGUGAAGGGAGUCGCGUGCCGCGCGAAUCUGAAAGAUGCCAGCGAUUGGUCGACCCCCGUGGGCAACUUUUCUUCCCGCAUCUGCCAAGCUUCCGGCGUCUGUAUCCAGUUCGUUUUCUUUCCUUUUUUGUUCGGCUGAAUACAAAUUGAUCUUUCAUCAAUUUUUUCUGCUCAAACAAAAAAGAAUUGUUUGGAAGCUGAUAUUUCAAGUUAUUCAAGAAUAAUUUAGUUCAUGUAAAACUUUAUUGGUAAGUCGGGCUUUGAAAACCACUUUUUUCGAUAAUUCCACAUUAUAGACUUAGAUAAGAAUUUUUAAAUCAAAAAAUUUCAGGGACUUCUCGAACGGCGACUUCGAUUACGGUUAGUUUAGUUCGAUAUUUCGAGCGAGCUGAGGGAAACGUUGCUUUGGGGGCCUUCAAAAUGAACUCAUAUAUUUCUCUACGAAGCCUAAAUCAAAGAAACGGUUCUCUCAAUCUAAAACUAUUCGAUGUGUUCAUUUUGAAGGCCCGCCGGUGGUUGAACUCGUUCAAUCUGAGAUCCCCUUGGUCGUCAAAAGCGGACUCGAAGAUUCGCUAAGUAACGGUUCUUCCGAGGCUCCGCCGGGUCAGCUUUUCACGGCUGACGUUUCAAAACCAACCAGUUUCUCCAUUUAUUUGACUUCCUGAUGAAAUUUUCAAUUCAGACGAUCUCGAAGAGAAGUACGCCGAGUAUUACAACGUCGCUAAAGAGAAGCUGUCGUACAUUGUUCUUCUUAUAUUCUUUUUUCAAAUAAUUUUUCUUUAA
Molecule: messenger RNA, 3506 nt
Organism: Caenorhabditis auriculariae
Lineage: Eukaryota; Metazoa; Nematoda; Chromadorea; Rhabditida; Rhabditidae
Source: the annotation of a GenBank genome assembly